AUGGCUCCUUGGUGGCCGUCUUCGUCCGGAGCAGAUAAACCUGAACGUGACGAUGACCCUUUCGCCGCCUUUCGUCGCUUCGCAGAUGAACAGAUCAAUGCCCUGGUCCAAGGUAUCAACUCCCUUCCAGGCUUCAGCUCUGCUUCUCUCGCCACUGAAGAACAGCGAUUGUCUGAUGAGAUGAGGGAAAUGCGUAGACGUCUGGAACAAGAUUUUCCUCCACUCUUCACUUCCCUCCUAGGCGCUCCGGAAAGACGAUCAUACCUCGGAGGCCCUAUCAGUGAAGAAGCUCGUCAAGCGGCACGUGUUCUGCUUCUCCAAGCACGCAAUGCUAGCGUUGGUGUUGAUCCCAGAAAGAUACUUAGUCUCUACCAGGAUCAUGGUCAAGGUAUGAUGCCUGUCCAUAGCAAGUUCCCUGUCCGUACUACGACCAGCAACACGACUUGGCUUGGUAUCGAUUGGUUCAGACACAGCCCAUAUUCGCCUAUUCAACUUGAACAACACUCUACCGCUCAUCAACAUGGAGGCAAAUGGCGCGCUGCCUUCGAAGAUCUACUCUGUGCCCAUCUUGAAAAGCCACAAGUCGCUCACGAGGCUUGGAAAGCUGAAGAUACGAUUGCCGCAUCUGAUCCUGACAACCAGACCUUGUACAAUCACUGGGCUCAGCCUGGUAUCGACUGGAUGCUUGGCCUACAAUGUAGAGGCAUCUUGCCACCUCAGCUGCCCAGUCUGUAUAACAUCACUCCUCUUGAGACCAAGAAACUCGAUCGCGUCUUCGGCAAGAUCGUGUCCGGUAUUAGUAAUUUCUGGACUCCAUAUGGCCGAGCCGUCUACGAAGACUUUACGCAGCUAGCAAGGAUAGUGGCUUCUCCUGAUGCGGAAGAUUUAGUUGUUAGAAGCAAAGUGCAGCCUGACACAGAGUUGGACAUGUACGAGAGAUUGUGGGGACCCGAGGAGGGGAAUGACAAGGAAGAGACAGAAGGUACCAAGUCAUUGAUGACAUCCGACAACGACCUCUUAGCCCCUUCUCCAAAGAAGGACGAAGCAGAUAAGCCAAGCGUCAUUGCAGUCAUGACCACCACAGAAAUGCGCACCAUGCCUGACGGCACAGUCUACACGAAACGUGUUCUGAAGAAACGCUUCUCCGACGGCACCGAGGAGAACAGAGAAGAAGAAUCGACUGGACUACCUGACGGUGAUGACAAGUCUGCAAGUGGAGAUGCGGGACAUGAAUUGCAGAAUAAGAAGGGCGGCUGGUUUUGGCAUUAA
This is a messenger RNA of Aureobasidium melanogenum CBS 110374, 1269 nucleotides long. RefSeq lists its product as uncharacterized. Lineage: Eukaryota; Fungi; Ascomycota; Dothideomycetes; Dothideales; Saccotheciaceae. The coding region runs from base 1 to 1269 and encodes 422 amino acids. The transcript has a single exon. The record is from RefSeq and is a predicted model, not a curated record.